Molecule: messenger RNA, 1230 nt
Organism: Drosophila obscura
Lineage: Eukaryota; Metazoa; Arthropoda; Insecta; Diptera; Drosophilidae
Product: spore coat protein SP96
Exons: 2
Coding region: 91-1170 (359 amino acids)
Source: RefSeq, a predicted model, not a curated record
UCCGUCCAAGUACGAAUCGAUCGCUUGCAGUGAGCGAGUCCCGUAAACGAAAUCCGAAGCAACCCAAGUAAAUCAAUUCCCAGCUGCGAAAUGUACGCCCAAGUGUGCGUACUCCUCCUGGCCGUUGGCCUCAGUCAGGCCUUUGCGUCGGAGCCCGUGCUCUUGCCGCAGGAGCAUUUAAUGCGGCUCGUGAUGCAGUCCCGGGACGCCGGAAGCGACGCUUCCCACACCCUCGAAUGCCUCGCCUACUAUAUGGCGGAAAUAAACGCGGCCGCAGAAAAAUUAGAUACGGACACCAAGCAGUGCAUCAGCGAGGCGCAGAUCAAGGUGGAAGCCAUCGUCGAUACCACCCAGCCCAACCGCACUGCCAUCGAAAACUCCGGUGCAAGCUCCUGUGAAGCCCUCAAUGAGUGCAGCUCUCUUGCUGACCCCAAGGAUUACUUCACAUGCACCGCCCAAGCCGGUUCCGCCAACGCCAAGUCCAUGUUCACUAUCUCCGCCGAUUCCAAUGAGCUGGUGGCCCAAAUUGAGGAGACGCGCCGCUUAAUCACGGUGUGGCAAAACGAUUGCACCAACAAGACACAGCGCGAAUAUGCCGAGAACAGUGCUGCCCUCUACGAGGGUAUGGGCGAUUGCAUGGCCGGUGGUGAUGUUCCAACGACGGGACCAACACCGGGACCAGACCCGAGCACCACAUCCUCCCCCGGAACAGACCCGAGCACCACAUCCUCCCCCGGACCAGACCCGAGCACCACAUCCUCUCCCGGACCAGACCCGAGCACUACAUCCUCUCCCGGAACAGACCCGAGCACCACAGACACCACAGAAUCAUCAACAACAGAGUCGUCCACUGAGGCAUCUACCGAGAGUACCACAGUGUCCUCUACCGAGAGUACCACAGUGUCCUCUACCGAGAGUACCACAGUGUCCUCUACCGAGAGUACCACAGUGUCCUCUACCGAUAGCUCCUCAGCUUCGACAACCGAACAAUCCACGACAGCUGAGCAAUCCACGACAACUGAACAAUCCACGACAGCCGAUGAUUCGGACAACAAGGAGUCGCCGCCUGAAGAGGACUUGGAUCAUCUGAUCACCAAGAUCGAGACACAGGGUAACGCAGAUCUGAAACAGAUUGUGAAGAACAUCCAGCAGUGGCUCAAGCGGUACUAAGCCUGUACCUUCUUAAGCUUUCAGUAUAAAAGCCUAACAAUAAAAAAGCAUACAUAUGUA